This is a messenger RNA of Strongylocentrotus purpuratus (purple sea urchin), 5451 nucleotides long. RefSeq lists its product as uncharacterized. The transcript has 16 exons. Bases 16 to 2949 code for a protein of 977 amino acids. Gene Ontology annotation, biological process: anatomical structure development. Gene Ontology annotation, cellular component: extracellular region; cell surface. Lineage: Eukaryota; Metazoa; Echinodermata; Echinoidea; Camarodonta; Strongylocentrotidae. The record is from RefSeq and is a predicted model, not a curated record. Gene Ontology annotation, molecular function: signaling receptor binding.
UCCUUCUGAUUUAUUAUGUUCUCUUGUCAUUUCUCCCAUCUAGGUUGGCGACCAUGGGCGUCGUGGUCAUCGUGUACCAAGGAAUGUGGAGCUGGACACCAGACUCGACGUCGAGUGUGCGUUCGUGAUGUUCCCAAUGCAUGCGAGGGAGAUGCCAAACAGAAACGACAAUGCAACAACUUCGACUGUUCAGAUGUGAAAGACAUGAAGAAGAUCCUUCAUCUUGAUGACUUUCCUCCCGGGGUUCGACGGGCUCCAAGCCGGUGGACAGCUUACAGAAUCACGCAUCAAGCCAGAACGCUUCGUGUUCCGACCAGCGAGAUCUACGGCAAGAGUUUCCCGCACCAGUUCGCCGUCCUCCUCACCGUCAAACCCAAGGUUACGCUACGCAAAAACCGCGGAGAUCCGUACGCCUUGCUUUUCACCGACGCUGGUGGCAACAUUCAAUUUGGCAUCAAACUCGCAAAGACCCCUUCCGUCGUGUAUAGUCAACUGGACGGGACGCUCAAGGAACUCAAUUUCACCGAUUAUGUUUUGGAUAGAAGUUGGCAUUACAUGGCUUUUAGUGUUAACAAGCAUACAGUAACGUUGAUUGCAGACUGUAAGCAAGUGUUCACACUCAAUAUUGAGAGGAGCGAUCGAGCAACGAUUGAUGCUACGGGUACGGCAUCAAUCGGUGGUGGAUAUCGAGCAGUCAAUAGUGCUUAUUUUGAGGGUGAUAUCGAUCAACUGGUUUUGACGAAUGACUCGUCAACCGCAGAGUUUCAGUGCCUGCCGCAAGAAAGACGUUUUCCCGACCUGCUAGACAUUGCAUCGACCGCGCCGCCCUCGAGCUCAGUGAACGGCAUGGAUACAUCCUUCGACAUCGAUCUCGUGUACGACAACCUCUUCGACCCAUUCCUCUUCAUGGACACGGAAACGACUACGUCAAUGCCCAUGGACACCGUGUUUCCUUCGUUUUCGGAACCCGACAUCACUGGGGAUGGACUGCACGAAGCGAGUGGGUCUUCGACUAUGACUCCGACUAUGCCUUCGACCACUCGAAGGAUAACUAAAAAGAUUAUGACUCAAAGACCAAGAACAUCAACUCCUGCGUUGACGAAAUUGACGGUGAAGUUGGACAAUGGAGCAUUUGGAGCCAACCAGUCAAACAGUGAUGUAAUCAAAGACAUCAUGGAUCCUGAGGAAUCGGUAGAGUUUGGAGUGGAGAGCGAAUCGCCCAUUGACAACAAUCAUGCGACAGCCGAACCUGUAUAUGAUGACAGCAGUCGGAGUUCAGCUGAACGUUCGGAUGACUCAAGGUACUGGACGGUAACACCCACGACGCCGACAUCGCGGCGAGGACCAAGCGCGUACUCGCAGGUCAAGGUCUUACCUACGACGAUCACGGAAUCAACAACACACAAGAUGACGACAACGACAAACAAACCAACCACUGUUCCUUCAACUACCAAAGCUACAACAACGAUGACAACCACUCCCGCGACGACAACAACACCAGCUUCCACCACAACCACCUCAGUGCCGACAACAAGAACUAUACCAACAACCACCCCAUUGUCGACGACAUCGACUGUCUUUAUGAAGUCGACGUCGGAGAUGAAUGAUAUCCUUGGUGAUGCGGACGUUGAUAAUAACAGUGAAAGACCACUGAAUGACGGUCUGAUCCCUGCUCCCCCUGGUGAUGCCCUUUCACCUGUUGCCCCUGCUAUUGCUCAACGUCCAUCUAUCUACCAUGGUAGACCAAUUGAUGAAAAUGCGAACUGGUCCACAUGGAGCACAUGUAGUCGGACCUGUGGUUCGGGGACCCGGUACCGGUACACAGUAUGCAGCCCAGAUUCGAAGCUGCCCGACUGCAGAACCGGACGCGGUAUUGCAGCGCAACAUAAAUCAUGUCAACUCAACAAUGAUUGCAAAGGUGUACUUAGGUGGAGCGAUUGGGGUGCCUGCACCCAGACUUGUGGUUCAGGAUUCGAGACUCGAGUGGCCAUCUGCAGAGACAUCGAUUCGCAUGAGAACUGUACCAAGGUCGGCCAGUUGAUGAUCGAGCGAAGGGGGUGUGAGGGACUCUCUGAAUGUCCAAAUUACUGUAUUGGUGGAUGUCUGAAUGGAGGAACGUGUAUGCCAGGAGGUGUGUGUCAAUGUCCUGCUGGAUAUGAGGGGCGAGUGUGUGAGACAGAGCUUUGUCAGCAUUCAUGUAAGAACGGUGGGAGAUGUGUUGGGAAGAACAAAUGUCUCUGCCCAUAUGGUCACUUACCCCCGUUUUGUGAGCCUCUUUGCAACCCUCCAUGUCAGAACAAUGGACGAUGCAUCCACCCUGGAAGAUGUGUCUGUCCUAAGGGAUAUACUGGUCCUUCAUGCAGUAAACCGAUUUGUCGGUCUGGUUGUUUGAAUGGCGGAACGUGUGUGGCACCAGACCGAUGUCACUGUCCCACCGGAUAUUCAGGACCAGACUGUAGUAAACCUCAAUGUAGUCCUCCGUGUGAGAAUGGCGGUGCUUGUAUACGAGCAGGAUUCUGUCGAUGUCCAGCAGGCUACAGGGGUAUGGGAUGUCAAAUAGCUUACUGCAGACACUCGUGUUUAAAUGGCGGGAGAUGUUCUGGUCCAGAUACCUGUACCUGCCCGAGAGGAUACACUGGUGCUUUGUGUCGACAAAGUAAAUGCCCAGGAGGUUGUCCAGGCUAUUCACAAUGUAUUGGCCAAAACUCAUGUUCAUCAUUUGGACGUCACGUGGUGUCAUCGUCGACGACGACGAGGAGGAGACAAUGGUGUCCCCUGCAGUCGUUUAUAGAGACGUACACUUUCACAUACAUCAAGCCAGCUAUACAGAAGUACAGAGUGCGGUGUGGACAAUAUGGUUUAAAAACAUGCGAAUCAACAAGGAUCAUUUAUCAAGUUGGUUACCGCCAAAGUCGAAGGACCGCUUAUAAAUGCGCCCCUUACGGUUGAUCAAGAUGGGAAGUUUUUUGUUCAAAAGUCCGUCUUCUGCGCUCAUGCCGAUCACAGUUCUUACUCAACGUGGAAACAAUGAUGUGCCUCUUCAUAAUGGAAUUGAUCAUUUCUAUUUUACAAACUGACUUUAUCUGAAAAUGGUGCUCGUUUUUAUAUUUAUAUUGCAUUUUUGUGAAUAUGUGAAUAUUAGACCGUUGUGUGUACUGUGGAGAAAAGGGGGUAUUCUAUGCAAAACAUAACUCGUUCGUGAUAAAAGACUUGGGAAUUAGUAACCAAAAAUGCUAUCAUUAAAUUACUAUCAUGUUUGUUCAGACACCUGUAUUGAUAAAACUGAAAUAAUACACAUCUUCCAUAUCAUGUUGCCAUUAUGCUGCAUUCGACGAUCGAUAUUAGCAAAUGAUGGCACUAAACAUUGCUUCUUUCGUAAGUUUAUAUAUCCUUAACCUAGUGAAAAUCACAUUUCUAGAGGCGUUUCGGGUGAGAAAUGAUUCGUCAAGUACCAGGUAUAAUGCCGAAGUCCUGGGCAGUCUUCCAUAUUUUAAGUUCUCUGCGAAUGGUCGCAAAUCCAUGCAAUCUUGAACAAUCUCCAGCCUUAGAUUCUUAAGAAUAGAACUUAUUUAAGUUAUUUUGGUUGAUGCAUUUCGACUAGGAACUAUGCAAAUUAUAACAUCACCAUCUCUACUUAUGGGAUCUUGAUUAUGUACCAUCCGUGUUCGUGUGUAUUUAAAAAUCAUUUUUAUUAACUUUGUGCUGCUGCAUUUAAAGAGGCCUUACAUGAUUUUCAAAAUGCAAUGCUAAGAAUGAAUGUGUAUCAGUUUGUAAAUCGAUAUUCAUACAUUAUUAAUGACAUUUGUGAUCGUGAUCGGCAUAUGUUUAAAUCUCGUUUAUUUUCUCGUUUGCUCUGAAAUAGCCAGUGUGGAAUAAGAGUUACAGCGCUUCAAAAUUGAUCCAAGGUCGCUCAUUCAUUAAUAUCAAAAUCAGUUAUCUUCCCAAUCCUCACAACGUUUGAUUUUGUACUCUCUGAACAUUUUUUUUUCAUUUACAGAUACUUACACAUAUGUAAACAAUCAGUUUUCUUUCAGUGACAAUGUUGUGACUUAUUAUCUGAUAACCUAAGCAAGUUACGUUUUGCAUUGCUCUGAACCACAAGACAAGCUUUGUUGUGACCGAAAAAAUAAAAUAGAGAGAAUAAUCGGAACAUCAAGGUAGAUCAUCGGCCCACCAGACCGGGUGCCCAUGAGACCGAUACCGACCACCUUGAGAUGUCGGCUCUUGUGUAUUGGUCUAGGGAACCCUCAGAUAACUUUUCAGGCCAUAUAUGUGAGAUGGUCCUGUGGGCUGUCAGUCUCGUGAGCUGUCAGUCUCGUGAGCUGCAGUCGAGACGAAUUAUGCAAUGCUUUUGGAGACAUUAAUGAUAAAAUCAGGCUGACAUCACACUAAUUCAGUCAAUGAUUCACAUUUAGGCUGAAGCUGAACAUAUUUGUUAUAUUCAUGUUUAUGAUGAAGAGCAGGUGGCCCUUUAUUAUGCAGUUGUAAUGUAAAUAUUUAUACUUAACUUUAUUUGAUUAAAAUCUAAUUUUGUUUUUCAAACUUAUUAAUUUUUCAUAAUCAUACAUGUAUGUAUUUUAGCUGAUUCGCCGUAGUUAUUACCUAUUUUCAUCGAAUAUUACAUCAUAAUACUAGUUAGAAGUCAGAAAUUAGAAAGAAAAUGCUUUGAUUAGCUGAAAUAAGAAUAGUGUAGAUUAAGCAGCGGAUUAUCAAAGUUUAACAAAUGUUAAAGUUGUUGAUUUUUGUCAACCGUUUAAAUUUGUAUGAACAUUGUGCAAAAAUGUUGAUAUAUUUAUACCUGUUUACUUCAAAAAUACAAUUAUUAGUUGAAUAUAGUACACAAUAUGAUAUCAAUUAUAUUAAAAUUAAUACCACCUGCAUCCCUGGGAGUAAAGCAUAUUAAAUGAUACAUUGUAUAUUUUUAGAUUAUAAACACGUCUUACUCCUAGCAUUAUUUACUUAUGUGCCAUUAUUGUUUAUGCAUCUUAGAAAUGAAUAUUUAUUAUGAAGUUUUAUUCACACCUUCUUCUACUUUGUUAUUUUACUCUUCUCAAUAUACAAACUAUCCCGUUAUCAUAGGGGAAACAUUAUAAGAUUAAUAUUUUCUUUCUGUGUUAUAACAUCAGUAUUACUAUGAUUGCUGCUACAUACUACUACUACUACUACUACUACUACCACUUCCACUAAUUUAUCAACUCUUAAAUAGACGUUCAGUAUUGGUACAAGGACGAUUUACUAAAAUCUAUGCUGUAAGUCAAAUUAUUCAACUCUGUUUUUCCUAAAUGUGGUGUUUGAAAAUGAAACUCGUCCUCAUCAGGCGAUAUAGAUUUGUCAUGACAACUUUUCACGUGUCAUUUUGAAUGUUGUAAAUUUAUUCUGUGUAAUGAUAGUUCUUUUUGUACACUUUCUUUUCAUGAUGAAAUGAAAUAAAACAUAUUUUGUGUGAAUAUA